Molecule: messenger RNA, 3373 nt
Organism: Bemisia tabaci
Lineage: Eukaryota; Metazoa; Arthropoda; Insecta; Hemiptera; Aleyrodidae
Gene: SerRS
Product: Seryl-tRNA synthetase
Biological process (GO): seryl-tRNA aminoacylation
Molecular function (GO): ATP binding; serine-tRNA ligase activity
Source: RefSeq, a predicted model, not a curated record
UUUCUAGGUUAGAACACGCAUCAUCUGCAUUGCGAUUGCGACGUCUCGUCUACUUUCUGAACUCGUGUCAUGUUAUCGUGAAAUCAACGUGAUCGUGCAGUGUGAAAUUCCUCAAAAUGGUUUUGGACUUAGACUUAUUCCGUACCGAAAAAGGUGGUGAUCCGAACAAAAUUCGGAAGAAUCAAACGGACCGAUUCAAAAGUGUCGAACUUGUUGAUACGGUCGUGAAUAGUGAUAACAAAUGGAGACAGUUACGGCAUUCGGCGGACAAUUUGAACAAAUUUAAGAACAUUUGCAGUAAGGAAAUCGGUAAGCGUAUGAAAGAGAAGAAGCUUGAAGCGACUCUUGAAAAUUUGACGCUUGAAGAUGUGAAGGUGCAGUUUGACCAAGUCUCGGAAAAACUGGUUCCCAGCAAUCUGUCUGAUUCUGUUGAAGCUCCCAUUUUUGAGCUUGACACCGAAACGCAAGAUGCAGUCAAGAACUUUUCAGUUGAUCAGAUUAAAGAAAUUAGACUUGUAGUUGACAAGGCGCUGGCAUUGAAUGGAAAGUAUUUGGUUGAUGCUGAGAACACCCGUAACGCUGCAUUAGGGGAAGUCGGAAACCACCUGCAUCCGUCAGUUCCCAUCAGUAAUGAUGAAGAUGAAAAUGAAAUUGUCAGAACGUUUGGUGAUUGUGCCGUACGUAAACGCUACUCCCAUGUUGAUUUAAUUUGCAUGAUUGAUGGUAUAGAUAGCGCUAUGGGAGCCGCUGUUGCUGGUGGUCGUGGAUAUUAUUUAAAAGGGGCUGCAGUAUUUUUGCAGACGGCCCUAGUUCAGUUAACGCUUUCAAGGUGGCACAGCAAUGGCUUUGAAACUAUCUACCCUCCCUAUUUUAUGCGAAAAGAAAUAAUGCAAGAAGUUGCUCAGUUAGCGCAGUUUGACGAAGAGUUGUAUAAAGUAGUCGGUAAAAGUGAAGAAGGAGACGUCCAAGAUGAUAAAUACCUCAUUGCCACCUCAGAGCAACCAAUUGCAGCUUUGCACAGAGAUCAAUGGCUUCCUGAGAAUUCCCUGCCAAUUCAGUAUGUUGCUGUCUCCACAUGCUUCCGACAGGAAGUUGGCUCGCAUGGUCGAGAUACAAGAGGUAUUUUUCGCGUACAUCAAUUUGAAAAAGUUGAGCAGUUUGUUUUGACAUCUCCUUUUGACAACAAGUCUUGGGAAGCUUUCGACAAAAUGAUUGGCUUGUCGGAGCAGCUAUACAAAGAUCUGGGAAUCGCUUACCGGAUCGUGAACAUUGUAUCCGGUGCUCUGAAUAAUGCUGCCUCAAAGAAGUUUGACUUAGAGGCAUGGUUUCCUGGUUCAGGCGCUUUUAGGGAACUUGUUUCUUGUAGUAACUGCCUUGAUUAUCAAGCGCGGCGAUUGAAAGUACGUUAUGGGCAGACGAAAAAAAUGAAUGCCAGCGUUGAUUAUGUUCACAUGCUUAACUCAACUGUCUGUGCCACAACACGUGUGAUUUGCGCCAUUCUAGAAACCUUCCAAACAGAAACUGGAGUCACUGUCCCAGAAAUACUUCGGCCAUACAUGCCAGAGCGAUACAAGGAAGAAAUCCCCUUCACCAAGCCAGCUCCAAUUGAUGCGGAAGAAACGAAAAAACAGAAAAAGCAGAAAGAAGGAAUGAUGAAAAAAUAAAUGAUGUCUGCCUUUUUUCAAUGUGAGGAUAGUUUUCUCAAGACUUUACGCUUUGUAAUUUUAAGUUCUUUUUGAAUGAAAGUUGUCAAGAAAUGUAAUUAUUUCACCGUAUGUCACCAGUGUGUAAUUUGAACUCUGAAUCACCAAUAGCUCAAUGUGUUCUCUUUAUUUUGUAUGGAAGAUCUCUUACAAUAUUCUUGAUAAAUUUAGAUUUUCCUCCAAACAAGAUUCUAACAUAAUCGGGAAAUUUGAAUAAUCAUUGUUCAAUGAACUCUCAACAGUUAAAUUUGCAUAAAUGGAAUUAUUAAGUUAAUUUUUAAUAUCAAUUGAACCAUUUUUUCAAAAAAAUACUAGAAAAAUUAGAUUAAUAGAGAUUACAUUUCGUGCAAUUUAAUGGAGGUAUCAUCAGCAGAUUAGGUAUUUGUUUAUUUUUUUUUUUUUUAUGUAUUUAUUUUGUAUCGUCAAUAAUCGUGUAAUUACCCAAUUGGAUUGAUUCUCAGAACUACAUUUCACUCCAAGAUAUACUUUAAAGAAUAAUUUUUCAUGAACAUUUCCCUUGCUAUGGAUGCCUUUAUUUUUGCAGAGAAUAAUUCUGUAUUUUGUUACAUAUUUAUAUUUUCACUGACAGUUCCAAGGGUGCAAAGAAGUAUCUUGCUAUCUGCUAACUAUGGCAAGUUGGAAGUGAAUCUCGAGGUUUUUUUUUUUUUUUUUUUUUUUUUUUUUUUUUUUAAAUUAUGUUUUUAUUUUGCAUGUUACUCUGAGGAAGUGUUAUUGCCCCACAGUUGGGCUUUUUCUCAUGGAAGCAGACACUUGUUCUGGUGAAAAAUUGAGGAACUAGCUUCAAGGGACAAAGGCCCAAUUGCGGAAAUGGUUGUCGGUUUUUAACUUUCUGCAUAUAUGCUCAAUUCAACCUCUACAUGCUUGAAUCUUUGCUGCAAAGACAGAGUUUUUCCAAUUUCUUUAAACUGAAGAGAGAUUUUGCCGUACUUUCUUUUUAAAAUCAUCUUUGUAGAGACAAACCACUACACUGUUGUGAACUGUGAAGAAGAGAGACCAGGCAAAUAAGAAAAUUAUUUCAAAGAACCGAACUCUUGCGAGAGUGACACUCAUGUUUUUCAUCUAGAUUGUUUCUUAAUCUGCCCAAUGAUUGUUUUUCGCUGUUUUCAUAUGCAAGCUUUUCAAAAAAAAUUCAUAUUUCUUUUCAUAUGUCAUUGAAUGGAGGAUGUAAUGGACCAAAAAUGUAAAGAGGAAAAUUAAUUUUAUUUUCUUACCAAAUUUACUUCUCUUGUGCUAAUGUCUCCUAGAGAUGGCCUCUCUGUUCGUUGAUGUUUUAAAUAAUUUUUCGCUUGUGAAGCAUGAAAAAGAAUCGGAAGACUGGAAAUCAGCUAUCAUAAAUAUAAAUGGGAAAAAAAAAAAUUAAUCAAACUUGUCCGUGUUGUUUGAAAUCUAGUUCUUUUGCCCAAUCACAAAUAUUGGGUCAUCAAACACUGCCGUAGAUCUACUGAGCAAUGGCCAGUUAACAUUUACUGAUAACUUUAAAUUGAGCUAUUUUACAGAGAAUCAUGUUCGAAAAACUAUCUUAUCAAUGGCGUUGGAUUCCCUCAGUUUUAAGAUUUUCACAACUCUUCGAGGAGUUUGAAUAUUAAUUUUGUACUUUAUUUAUUUUUAGCUUUAUUGUUUCUCUUAAUAAAUAAUAUUACUAAUUGUAA